CUGCCUUAAAUACUAAAAGCAGGGUUUUAGUCUAAAACCCUAAUCCACAGCAGAGCCACCAAUUCACCAUGGCUGUAUUGAGCUCAAAGCAAGUGUUGAAAGACAACAAAACAACUGACCCAAGUUCCAUUACAUCUCUUACCCUCACUCACAAAGCUCUUUCUGAUGUCUCUUGUUUGAGUGAGUUUGAAAAUUUGCAAAGGCUUGAUCUUGGGUUUAACAAUUUAACUUCACUUGAGGGAUUGAAGUUAUGUUUGAAUUUGAAGUGGCUAUCUGUUGUGCAAAAUAAACUUCAGAGCUUGAAAGGGAUUGAAGGGCUUAGUAAACUCACUGUACUGAAUGCCGGAAAAAACAAGCUUAAAUCUAUGGACGAGGUCAGUGGUCUUGUGAACUUGCGUGCGCUGAUUUUGAACGAUAAUGACAUUGUUCCAAUUUGCAAGCUUGAUAAAAUGAAAGAGUUGAAUACAUUAGUUCUUUCGAGAAAUCCAAUAUCUGGAAUUGGCCACAGUCUGGCCAAAAUCAACUCACUCACAAAAUUGUCUCUCUCUAAUUGCCAACUGCACGGUAUUGACUCUUCACUUAAAUCCUGCACCGAGUUAAAGGAGCUACGACUUGCUCAUAAUGAUAUUAAGACACUUCCUAGUGAGUUGGCUUUUAAUAUAAAGCUACAAAACUUAGACAUCGGGAACAAUGUGAUCAUGAAGCGGUCAGAUCUGAAGGUGCUGUCUUCAUUAGUUAACUUGAAAAACUUAAACCUACAAGGGAACCCCAUUGCUGAAAAGGAAGAUUUGGCCAAAAAGGUCAAGAAACAAAUGCCACAUUUGCAGAUUCUCAAUGCUAAACCUAUUGAAAAGGCCAUGAAAAAGGAAGAGGGUGGUAUAGUCGAUGAUGAAAAUGGAAGUGAUCACCAUGAAGAGAGUACUUUCCUGGAGAAUGACAUAGUGAAAAAGUCUAAAAAGUCCUCAAAGAAUGGUAAAAAUGCUGCUGAUACAGCAGAAACUGUACUCACUGAUCCUGAUAUACAUAAGGAAUCAAAGCUCAAAAAGGAAAAGAUUAACGAAUUUGAUAAAGCUUCUGGCCGUAAGAGGAAGGAGGAGUUGGUACAAGCAGAAAAAAGAACCAAUUUUGACACAGGAGAGGAACAAAAGCACAAAAAACAGAAGAAGAGCGAAGUCUUGCCGGAGAAUGCUUCAAAUGUCGAGGAUAAGGAAACAGCUAAAAAGUCUAGUAAGAAGGCUAAACAAAAUAAAGCAAGUGCAAUUGACGAUGGAGAAACUCCUUUCUCGGAUCUUUUUGUCUCUGAUUUAUCAGAUCCAUUGACCAGUAGCCGGAAGGACGGUAAUCACAAGACACUCCAAAAUGUUGAUGCAGCUGCAGGUUUGGCUACAUUCCCGAAAAAGAAAAAGCAGAACAAGAAUCUUGUAACUGGUGCUGCUGCUCUUCAAUUGUCAUCAGCAAGUGAUGAAAUUGGGUUAGGUGGUCCAUCAACAUGGGGUGACUAGAAAAUAAUAGCACCUUACAGAGAAAAUUAAAUAGCACCAAGUUUAGACUGUGAAGUUAGCAACUGUCAUUUGUGCCUUGGCCUCCCGCUUGGCCUCCCAUUUGGUUUGAUUGAUCUUCAACAAGAUGUUUAUAUGGUUUACAUGAACAAAUUGUUUUAAUAGAGGCUGUAAAUUACGGUGCUGUGACAGCAAGGCAUAAAGCCAGAUCAUUGAGAAGUAAAGGAUGUUUGUUCUUGCUCUUGUUCAUCUUAGGUGUUUGGAAGGUCAAAAGGAUCCGACUUGCUUUUACCGGGAGUAUAUUCUGGGAAAUUUUUGUGCGUGUUGAGCCAUGGUAAAUGAGCCUAAUUUGAGUCUUCUUUUGUGAACAUGUCGUGUUUAGAUAACUGAUGGUCACAUUUCCAAUGGAACACUACAAAUAUUCGUCUGCUUAAUUUUUCUUGGGGCUGCUAGCUAGUUCAGUUAUCGAGACAGUCAUAGACUUCGUUAUCUUGGAUCUCAACUUGUUGCUUAUGCAUUUACCAAUUUUCCCAGUAUAAUGCAGAAACUGGUUUACAUUUCUUUUGAGGUUGUGAUUUUAUUGUACUAGGCCUAUUCCUACAUUGGGAUAUGCAUUUUUGACAUCUAUUUUAGAUUAAUAGUAAUGGAGAUCUGUUGAUCAA
Lycium ferocissimum is the source of this 2161-nucleotide messenger RNA. Its product is annotated as protein phosphatase 1 regulatory subunit SDS22. Gene Ontology annotation, molecular function: protein binding. The transcript is spliced from 10 exons. Lineage: Eukaryota; Viridiplantae; Streptophyta; Magnoliopsida; Solanales; Solanaceae. Bases 69 to 1502 code for a protein of 477 amino acids. The record is from RefSeq and is a predicted model, not a curated record.